AUCACCGUUCAAUAAUUUUAGUUAUUUGAUCGUCUUUAAAAUAGAACAAAAAUACAUAUAUUCAUUCCGGGUAUAUCAUCUGAUAACAGUGGAUACAUAAAAUGGUAAAAAAAAAAAACAGUGGAUAUAUAAAAAAAAUAGAUCAAGUAGUAAAUCUAUUAAAAAUAUUAUAAAAAUAGUGCUAUGUAUUAUUACUCCUUUUCUGAAUUUUUUCAAAGUGGAACUGAGUUUUAUUUACUAACUAUACCCUGAUUUGUAGGAAAAUAAAUAAAAUAAUAAGAACGAUUUUCCAGUUAAAAAUAAUAACAUGAGUUCAAAAUUUUCAGUUGGUAGUGGAUUGAAAGUAACAAUUUGGAUUUUUAGGUUUCUGUUACGUUUCUAAAGCAACACGUUAACAUUUAACGGUGAGUAGGUAGAUUAAAUUGGUAAAAGUGUAUCUAAUAUGGCUUGAUAAAUAGGAUUCUCUCCUUUCUUAAAAUUACAUAUUUUAAAGAAAAAUUUUGUUUCAAAAAGAUCCAUUUUUUAUAUUUUUAAUGCAUAUUUUAUUAACUAAUUUGUAAACUUCAAAAAAUUUAAUUGUAUUAGUUAAAUUUUUAUUGGCUUAAAAUUAUGGAAAAAAUAAACACAAAAAACUAUGCAAAUUUAAUGUGUUUUAUUAAGAUGUGUGAAAAAUCUAGAAUAUAUAAAUUUAAGGAACAAAAGGAGUAUAAGUUUGUGGUUUAUUUAGAUUAAUGGAAAGUUGGUUUUUGUUACGGAGAAUCCGUGAGAGUUUGGUAAUUAAAUACACGUUUUUUUUCGAUUUAAGACUGCGGUAUCAGGUAAAAACAAAAAGCAUAAAAUUACGUAAAAAAAAAAGAGAGAUAAAUCGAAAACCUAUUUGUCCACUUCUCCAUUUGGAUUGGCUCUCGAGUUCGAUCGCCCCUUCCCAUGUUCUCCAAUCGGAGAUGCAGGACCAGCUCGUGUGUCAUGGCUGUAGAAACACAUUGCUCUAUCCUAGAGGAGCUACCAACGUUCGUUGUGCCUUAUGCAACACUGUCAAUCAGUUUGCGCAUAUCAACUGUGGGAACUGUCGGACGACACUCAUGUAUCCGUACGGUGCAUCAUCUGUUAAAUGCGCUGUUUGCCAGUUCGUUACUAACGUUAAUCAGAUGGGCAAUAGAAGGGUGCCUAACAUGCCAAAUGGAGCAGCCUCUCCCGGGACAAUGUCCACUCAGUCAACACCACCGUCUAAGACACAAACCGUCGUUGUAGAAAACCCAAUGUCUGUUAAUGAGAGUGGAAAGUUGGUGAGCAACGUUGUGGUUGGAGUGACAACAUGCAAAAAAUAACCCAAGAAUUGAGUGAUCUGAAAGAGAUCAUAUCAAGCGUUCUGGUUUGUUGCAUAUUACAUAUCUCUUGACAACUUUUUAACCCAAGGAAAAGGCUUAGUGAGAAUCACUUGUUUGAGUUUUCUUUUGGGGUUUUUUCUUAUCAAAGUUGAUGCACACAAAGGUUUUACAUUUUGUCCAAUGAUCUGGCACUUAUACUUGUAGAUUUGUACACUCCAUUGGCCAUUUGUGGCAUUGUUAAUGUAUGUAUUAAUAUAAUCUGAUACACCAACCAAACAGUAAUAUUUGGGUUUGAAAAUA
Molecule: messenger RNA, 1628 nt
Organism: Brassica rapa (field mustard)
Lineage: Eukaryota; Viridiplantae; Streptophyta; Magnoliopsida; Brassicales; Brassicaceae
Product: protein LSD1
Source: RefSeq, a predicted model, not a curated record